This is a messenger RNA of Peromyscus eremicus (cactus mouse), 4614 nucleotides long. It is a transcript of the gene Snph, whose product is annotated as syntaphilin. Gene Ontology annotation, biological process: neuron differentiation. The transcript is spliced from 2 exons. Bases 461 to 1771 code for a protein of 436 amino acids. The record is from RefSeq and is a predicted model, not a curated record. Lineage: Eukaryota; Metazoa; Chordata; Mammalia; Rodentia; Cricetidae. Gene Ontology annotation, cellular component: mitochondrion; cytoplasmic microtubule.
GGAAGAUGUCACCUCCUCUGCAGGUGAGUCCUUAUCCUCCAGGCCCACUUGGAACCUGCCCUUGCUCCCUACUCACACUUCUGUUGAAGACAGGCAGCCGGGGUUCAGGAAGCACAGACUACAUGGAAGCUGGUUGAGCCACCCUCUCUGAAGAAAGUGUAUGUCCGUAGGACAAAGGCUUCCCUGCACCCCUGCUGCAGUGAGGAUCCACACACGCUGUCAUAAGGCACAGAGCACACACGAGCCUCCUGAGGUCCCCUCUUCCCCAAGCAGAGGUGUCUUGAGUCCCCUCACCUCACAGAAGGCUGGCUGUCUUUGUGCCAUGCCCACAAGGCCUGCCCAGGAGGUCUGGUGGCACAGGCUGAGCUGAAGAUAGUUAGGCUGCUCCCUGGCCCAGCUCUGUAUCCGGCCUGCCCUCCUCGUCCCCCGCCUCUGAUGGACCCACUGUUGCAGGCGCUCCAUGAAGUAUACACUAUGCAGCGACAACCACGGUAUCAAGCCCCCGACCCCAGAGCAGUACCUGACUCCACUGCAGCAGAAGGAAGUCUGCAUCCGGCAUCUGAAGGCCCGGCUCAAGGACACACAGGACCGGCUCCAGGACCGGGACACGGAGAUUGAUGACCUGAAGACGCAGCUGUCCCGCAUGCAGGAGGACUGGAUUGAGGAGGAGUGUCACCGAGUGGAAGCCCAGCUGGCUCUGAAGGAGGCCCGCAAGGAGAUCAGGCAGCUGAAGCAGGUCAUCGACACUGUCAAGAACAACCUGAUUGACAAGGACAAGGGGCUGCAGAAGUACUUCGUGGACAUCAAUAUCCAGAACAAGAAGCUGGAGACGCUGCUGCACAGCAUGGAGGUUGCCCAGAAUGGAGUAGCCAAGGAGGAAGGAACUGGGGAGUCGGCCGGCGGGUCCCCUGCACGCUCCCUCACCCGCAGCUCCACCUACACCAAGCUGAGUGACCCAGCUGUCUGUGGUGACCGCCAGCCAGGGGAUCCCUCCAGCGCCUCUGCUGAGGAUGGAGCCGACAGUGGAUUCGUGGCCGCUGACGACACACUGAGUCGGACGGACGCCCUGGAGGCCAGUAGCCUGCUGUCAUCCGGAGUGGACUGUGGCCUCGAGGAAGCCUCACUGCACAGCUCCUUCAAUCUGGGCCCCCGCUUCCCUGCCAGCAACACCUACGAGAAGCUGCUGUGCGGCAUGGAGGCUGGCGUGCAAGCCAGCUGCAUGCAGGAGCGGGCCAUCCAGACAGACUUCGUGCAGUACCAGCCUGACCUGGACACCAUCCUGGAGAAAGUAGGCCAGGCUCAGGUGUGUGGGACAGUCCCCAAGGACAGGCACUCAGAGCUGGACCCCUACCCCUCAGGGCCCAGAGACCCCAACUCAGCAGUGGUGGUGACAGUGGGUGAUGAACCUGAGGCCCCAGAGCCCAUCACCUGUGGGCCAGCUACACACCGGCCUGCGGCCAACUCCAACCCGGGACUGCCAGUGAGUGUGGUGUGUCCUGUGGAAGAGGAGGAGGAGGCAGCUGCCACCGAAAAGGAACCCAAGAGUUACUGGAGCCGCCACUACAUUGUGGAUCUGCUGGCUGUGGUAGUGCCCGCUGUGCCAACAGUGGCCUGGCUCUGCCGCUCCCAGCGGCGCCAGGGCCAGCCCAUUUACAACAUCAGCUCCCUGCUGCGGGGCUGCUGCACAGUGGCCUUGCACUCCAUCCGUAGGAUCAGCUGCCGCUCGCUGAGCCAGCCCAGCUCCAGCUCAGCAGGCGGCUCCCAGCUCUGAGGAGGCUGCCAGCUCUCCACUUUUGGCAGCCCGACCACUGAUUGUAGGAUGCCAUUUGCUGCCCCCCUCAGAUCCCCAUGGGCAUCCUCUUACUUACUUUCAGGUCUGGAAUAGUGCCCCCACCCCAGAUGUUAAUAGUGUCAGGGAUUCAGAAAGGCAUCCCAAAGCUUCAAGAGAAAAGGUAAAGGUGGCCAGUUGAAGAGGGAGAAACUGGGAAGAGCUCCCCUCUGGCCCCUCUGGCCGCCGGGACUUCAGACAAGGCAGGCCCUGCUUGCUCAGAGAGUCUCCGGGCUGUGUUGAUCUGGGGAUCCUCCUUUUCCUUGCAUCCUUUCCAGCACCCAGUCCACCUCCAUGUCUUCUCUCCCACGCCACCCCUUGUGCCCUCCUCAGGCUCCUGGACCAGUAUUACCUCCUCAAAUGGAGGCAGCCAGGACCCCAAAUGCAGAGAAGCACUCCAAGCAGGGUCUGGCUGCCCGGGUCCCACUGAAGCUCCAGGCCUCUCCUCCUCCCUUGCCCUGGGAUGCAAAGUGUGAUUCAGCUGGCAUGACCAGCUCAGGCAGGAGGGGCAGAGGGCAGGGUAGGUUCUUUGUCUGUCUGUCUGUCCUCCAGGCCUCCCCCACAGUCUGUUUUCCUUUUGGCUUCUGGGUGUGUUAGAUCUUCAUGAGCUGUCCAGUGCCCAUCACCACUCCUGACACACUAAUCAUGGGAUUGGGAGGGAGCGCCAGUACAGAGAAGGCCAGGCCAGCAGCUCUGGGAGAGCCCUUUGCCUCCUGAGAUGAGUCCAUCUCAUCUGUAGCCUAGAGGUGCCUCAGCGAGUUGGGAAGGUCAGAGGCCACUUGCCCCAGGCCCUUCGUCCUCAGACCCUGCCUAUGUUUGCUCUUGGUUCCCUUAGGGUCUUGGUUUCCUGCCCAUCCCAGAACCCCCAGGCUGCUUGCUCUCUGGGAUGAGGACUUCUGAAUCUCUGACCCAGCUGUCUCCAGAGGAAGGUGGCCAUCUGGAGGAAUCUCCAGAUAGGGUUCUGAAGCCACAGUAUCUGCCUAUCCAUGCCAAAGCAGGGUCCCCUGAAUGUGCUUCCUAAUCAGGGGCAUGGCCAGGCGGUGGGAGCCUGCCUGGGCUGCUCCUGGUCCAGUCAGCCUGGGAAGAUGCCCUGAUCCUCACCUCCCUCUUCCCAGAGAGGUCAUACCUACCUGACUGGCCCACACCCAGGGAGUUGGUAGAAGCCUGCAUCUCACUCUCUGGCAUAGGAGCCUCUCUGGUUCUCUGCUAAGGUCGCUUGCCCUCACCGAUGCCCCGGUAGCCACUACUUGACUCCUGAGUUCUGCCCCUCCACUCUGUGCCCUCCCCAAGGGCACCUGCAUGCACUGGGAGUGGGCAGCCAGCCUAGCCAUCAGGGCAAGAGCCCUCUGCCACGCGCUUUGUGCCUCCAAAACUCCCCCACCUUGGCUGGGGCCUCAGACCAGCCAUCCUUGGUGGAGCACCCCUACCCCAGCUGAACCAAACCCAAAUGCCUGAGGCCUCGCUGGGGCUGCCCCAUAGGACACUGGGGUGGUGCCAUGGAGAGACAGGGGAUAAAACUGAUCCAAAGUGAAGCCAGGACUGGCCACGGACCCAGCCUCCUGCGCCGUGCACUCAUGGAGCUCCAUAUGUCUCCUUAGCAACAGUCGAAGCUCUGCUGAGAAAAUAAAUGUAUGAACUAUAUUUGACAACAUAAAAUCCAUAUAUUUUUCACCAUUGGCAUUUAGUCCAACUUCGCAGCCCCUCUGUUCCAUGUCUUGCUGUCUGGGCCUUCUUGUCGUGUCUCGUGUUUUGGUGGACUUGGGCAGGGCUAGGACUGUGGUCCGCUCUGCUCCUGCUGCUGGAGAAGCCAUUGUAAAGCGUCCAGGUCUGUGGAGGCAGUAAGUGAAGCUGACCAUUCACCCUGCUCCUGCUCUGACCCUUGCCCUGCCUCGCCUACAGCAGGGGUCCUCUUUUGUGAGUUCUGCCUAUCAGAAGGGCUCUGCUCCUUGCCAGUGGAGUGAGCAGGUCAUUACCCAGCCCUUGGAUGACCCUGGAUCCCUGCAGGCUGGGGUACAGGUCCUGCUCCUAAGUGUAUAUAAGCCCAGAGUCCCGUACCCGUGCAGAGGGGUUGUGAUGCCUGCGCAAUCCCAGGAAGUGGGCUUGGACGUAGACACUUCAGCAGCCUGCUGGUUCCAGAUCUGGAGGAGGAGGCUGAGAACAAGGUGGGACUGGGCCAGGCUCCCCCUUUGAUGCUCAUCCCCAAAGCUCCCCCUUUCCUCCCAUUUGGCCAGCCCCCAUAGGCUGCAAUUUGCCCUCUUGCCCUUGGCUCCUGGAGCAGAAAUGUUUAGGGUGCUCCUUUCCCCGCCUCCAGUCAGAGCUAACAAGGUCUUGAGGAAGUGUCCCCGGGAACUACCUUCUAUAGCUACUGAACCCUUGGAGUGCAGUGGCUUGAAGUAGUAGCUCCUUAGUUCUGGAGCCCUCUGUCAGGGCUCAGUGAGGACUUGUAAACAGAGGCAGCCUUGAGCAGAGUUCACAACCAAUGUCUUCAAGCAGGUAGCAUACAUAGCUCUUCACUGAGACCCCUUCCCACCUGCACAGGCAUCGGACAGCAGAUCCCAGGCUCGAGGGCCAGAGGCUGUUGAGGGCCUCCAUCCAGGGCACUCACAGCCCCUCUGAACUAGGUGACAACACGAAUAGGCCACCGUGCACUCUCACAUCAGGCUAUUCCCUUGACAGAAACUUCAGGGGACACAGGAGGGGGGCCGGGGGAGGGGUCUUGACUCUCCUUUGUCUUUUUGUUCGGACAGAGUUGUGCCUGUAGCAGACAGCUCUGAAUUAAAGCAUGA